ACAACGGUUGAUCGUGUCUCGACGAGUAAAGUUUGUUCCAACUAAUAUAUAUGCGUCUAGUCGUCGAAAGUAUUGAAGAGUAUUUAACAGAAGUUGUAAGUUGGUUCAUUAAGCUUCGUAAUUUAACGUUAAAAUAAUGUCGGAUAUAUCGAAAUGGGAAUCAAUAGUGCAGGAAACUAUUGUAAAACUUCGAAGUGCAUUCUCCCAUUUAAACAAAAUAUGGGAAGACAUAGGAUUCAACGAAGAAACCUGUACUGUAUAUUGCGAACAAGCAUCCAAUCACAUAAAGACUCUAUUAAAUGAAAUGGUUUCCGAAUCAGAGUCAAAGAAAGAUAUAAUCUUAAACAACGUUAAAGAACUAAUGGAACAAAUCGCUGUAUUAUCAAAAGAAUUAGGAACGGAUGUAGCGAUUAAUGGAUAUGAGGAAUUACCAUUAAAAGAAAUAGAGCAAGUACUUAUCACAGAUCUACAUAAAUUACAAUACUGCAAGGAACAGCGUAUGGUACGUUUAAAAGAAUUACUUGCAAAAGAAAGACUUCUUUGUAAAUCAUUGGGCACUCAACCGAUUAAUAUAGAAGAGAAAUUACCUUCUGAGGAAGAAGUUAACAGUUUUAAACUUUACCUUGAAAAACAAGAAGCUGAGAAAAAUCGUUUAGAAGCUAUGUUUAAGGAAAUGCGUAGAGCAGUUGUUAUAAUGAUGGAUGAUUUAGGUAUAUCACCAUCUACAAAUUUUGAACAUUUAGUAUAUAAGGAUAGUGAGAAUUUUGUAUUUAAUAGUAGUAACAUGAGCAAAUUGAGGGAACUUAGAGAUGAACUUAAACAUCAAGUAGAUCAAGCAAAGGAACAUGUAGAAGAUAUUAAACACGAAUUAAUUGCAUUAUGGAAAUAUCUUGAUGAACCUCAAGAUAUUUGCCAAUCAUUUCUUAAUAGCUAUGUAGGAUAUAGUGUUGCAACCAUAAAUGCAUUGGCAUCAGAAUUAGAACGAUGUAAAGAAAAAAGAAGACAAAACAUUGCCAAAUAUGUAGCACAAGUAAGAUCUGAAUUGGCUAGGCUAUGGGACUUAUGUAAAUUUAGCGAACAACAAAGAAAACAAUUUAUACAUUAUAAUUCUGAUACAUAUACAGAAGACUUAUUAACUUUACACGAACUUGAAGUAAAACGAGUUCAAGAGUUUUAUGAAGCCAAUAAGUCUAUAUUUGAACUUUUAAAAGAACGUGAUAACUUAUGGAUAAAAAUGAAGGAAUUGUUGCAACGCGCGAAUAAUCCCGAUCGAUUUUAUAAUCGUGGAGGUCAAUUGUUAAUGGAAGAAAAAGAACGUAAAACAAUCCAGAAAAAAUUGCCGAAAAUAGAAGAGCAACUUCAAAGUUUAAUAAAAGAAUAUGAAAGUCAGCAUGGUGAAGUAUUUACCAUAAAUGGGGUGUCUAUAGAAGAAUUGUUACAAGAAUCAUGGGAACAUCUAAAUGAAGAAAAAGAAACAAUAAAGCAAGCAAGAAAAGAAGCAAAAGACAAAUCAGUGAAAAAAGUAACAUUAAGUGCCUCUAAAAAGGCUGCUUCAAGUUCAACAAAGAAAACUCCAACUGUAUUAAGUACGCGACAUCAUACGCCGCUUAGUUCAUCAAAGAGAAAACUAUUAUUUACUGCUUCUCCAAAUGCCACAGCAAAACGUAGAAAUGUAUCCAUAGUAGGUAGUGGAUCUAAACUUCGAAAAAGUGGAAGAAUUGUCAAGAAUACACGAUGCUCCGGAAAUAAAAAUUCUGAGAAGGAAAACUCAAUAUCCCAAAGUUCAUUAGAUACAACUUAUAGUCAGUUUAAAGAACACUUGAAAGAUAAACAGGAAUUACGUAGCUCUUUAUUAUCAGAAAAAGUAUUAUUCAAUGCAAAUAAAUCUAAAAUGAGGACCCCAGUAAGAACACCUGUUAAACCAUCAAGAAAAAAUUUGUUAACUCCAACAGGUGUGGCAACAGGAACACCUUCAAAGUUCCCACAAUCACAAUUGCAUAGAUCACCUCGAAGUCCCAGAACUGCACAAUCAUCAACAAGGCUUGCAGUUACAACACCCUUACCCAUAAUAUUUUAAAGCCCAUGUAAAUCUAUAAACAAGUAUUUUUUACUUUCAUAA
Osmia lignaria (orchard mason bee) is the source of this 2119-nucleotide messenger RNA. Its product is annotated as protein regulator of cytokinesis 1-like. Gene Ontology annotation, molecular function: microtubule binding. The record is from RefSeq and is a predicted model, not a curated record. Gene Ontology annotation, cellular component: cytoplasm; spindle; mitotic spindle midzone. Lineage: Eukaryota; Metazoa; Arthropoda; Insecta; Hymenoptera; Megachilidae. Gene Ontology annotation, biological process: microtubule cytoskeleton organization; mitotic spindle midzone assembly.